Messenger RNA from Mucor mucedo, 711 nucleotides. Its product is annotated as kinase-like domain-containing protein. Gene Ontology annotation, cellular component: cytoplasm. NCBI's taxonomy places the organism in Eukaryota, Fungi, Mucoromycota, Mucoromycetes, Mucorales, Mucoraceae. The record is from RefSeq and is a predicted model, not a curated record. Gene Ontology annotation, molecular function: ATP binding; protein serine/threonine kinase activity. The transcript has 4 exons. Gene Ontology annotation, biological process: regulation of MAPK cascade; intracellular signal transduction; protein phosphorylation. The annotation marks the transcript as partial.
CAGCGUUGGAUGCCAGUUGGAAAAUCUCCAGAUAUUAUACCUUUACCGCCACCAGUCAUCAAAGUCAAACGCAAAGCACAUGCUGCAUUCGAUGCCAAACUACGAAAAGUCUUGCCUGCCAACAAGAUUAUGGAACUCAACCCUAAAGAACAAUUUGAAGGCCUUCAUCAAGUUGGCAGCGGUGCCAAUGGUGCGGUAGUCAGGGCAACAAAGAAACAUUCCAAUAACCAAGUGGCAAUUAAGCGUUGUUACAUUGAAGAUCUUGAUACGCCACAUCACGCUUAUAUUCUGCGAGAAUUGCGUAUUAUGGGCUGCCUUAAUCACCCUAAUUUAAUUCAAAUCAAAGAAGCCUGUUUAUGGGAUGAUCAUCUCUGGAUGUGUAUGGAGCUCAUGUCCUGUUCCGUAUUCAACCUCCUGUAUAAUACCACCGUCGGUCUUUCUGAAGGCAACGCUGUUCGUGUCGCACGAGAGUGUCUGGAAGGCUUGGUCUAUCUCCACUCCAAGAACUACAUGCAUCGUGACAUCAAGUGUGAGAACAUCCUCUUGGGCCGCAAUGGCCAAGUGAAGCUUGCUGAUUUCGGUUUAGCUACUCCCAUUAACCGAGUGAAUACGAAUCGAUUAGGCACAGCCAAAGUAAGUAAUAGACCAAAAAAAAAGCAGAUGACCUAUUUUCUAACUAUUUCUUGUUAUAGUGGAUGGCACCGGAGGUAG